AUGAACUUUACAAGCCGUAAAAGCGAUGUCAAGCCCGACGAUGUCGCCAACGUCCCUCCUGAGCUGUCGGACCUGCACUGCUUUACCGAGACCGGAGGCGUCAUCACCACAACAAUGUUCGACAUCCCGGGGUACCGCGUAGUGCGCACCCUCGGCGCCGUGUACGGCCUCUCGGUGCGUUCGCGCAACAUCGCGGCGAGCCUGGGGAUGGUGAUCAAGUCGCUGGCGGGCGGGGAGCUGCGGUGGUUCACGACGAUGCUGUACAACUGCCGCAACGACGCGCUGGGGCGCGUGGUGACGGAGUGCAAGCAGCGGGGCGGCAACGCCAUCAUCUGUCUGCGCUUCGACGCCUCGGACCUGGGCGGGUUCGCGCAGACGUGCGCGUACGGGACGGCGUGCGUGGUGGAGAAGAUUCACGAGGAGGUCGCCGUCGCGCCGCAGCUUGCGGGUGCUGUGUAG
Messenger RNA from Colletotrichum karsti, 459 nucleotides. RefSeq lists its product as uncharacterized. The record is from RefSeq and is a predicted model, not a curated record. The coding region runs from base 1 to 459 and encodes 152 amino acids. NCBI's taxonomy places the organism in Eukaryota, Fungi, Ascomycota, Sordariomycetes, Glomerellales, Glomerellaceae. The transcript is spliced from 2 exons.